This is a messenger RNA of Phragmites australis (common reed), 1120 nucleotides long. RefSeq names its product senescence-specific cysteine protease SAG39-like. Gene Ontology annotation, molecular function: cysteine-type endopeptidase activity. The coding region runs from base 98 to 1120 and encodes 340 amino acids. The record is from RefSeq and is a predicted model, not a curated record. Gene Ontology annotation, cellular component: lysosome. NCBI's taxonomy places the organism in Eukaryota, Viridiplantae, Streptophyta, Magnoliopsida, Poales, Poaceae. The transcript is spliced from 2 exons.
ACCCAUUCCGUCUAGUUUUAAUCACGAAACCAAAGCAUAGCGCACAGCAAUAGCAGCAGCAGCAGUAGUAGCAAGCAACAGAGAGGCCUGUUCGAUCAUGGCCAUCCUCAAGGCUUUGCUCUUCGCCGUUCUCGGCUGCGCCUUCUUCUGCAGCGCCGUCUUUGCGGCUCGCGAAUUGAGCAAUGACUCAGCCAUGGUGGCCAGGCAUGAGCAGUGGAUGACCCAGUAUGGCCGCGUUUACAAGGAUGCCGCCGAGAAGGCACAGCGGUUCGAGGUGUUCAAGGCCAACAUCAAGUUCAUUGAGUCAUUCAACGCAGCCCGCAACCGCAAGUUCUGGCUCGGCGUGAACCAGUUCGCCGACCUCACCAACGACGAGUUCAGGGCAACCAAGACCCACAAGGGGUUUAGGCCGAGCACGGCGAGGUUUCCCACCGGGUUUAGGUAUGAGAAUGUUAGCAUCUAUGCGCUUCCGGCAACUGUUGACUGGAAGACCAAGGGCGCUGUUACUCCUAUCAAGGAUCAAGGCCAAUGUGGGUGUUGCUGGGCGUUCUCAGCUGUGGCUGCCAUGGAGGGUAUCGUCAAGCUCAGCACCGGCAAGCUCAUUUCGCUCUCGGAGCAAGAGUUGGUGGAUUGUGAUGUUCAUGGUGAGGACCAGGGCUGCGAGGGUGGUUUGAUGGAUGACGCCUUCAAAUUCAUCAUCAAGAACAGCGGCUUAACCACGGAGUCCAGCUACCCUUACACGGCAGCAGAUGGCAAGUGCAAGAGUGGAUCCAACAGUGCCGCAACCAUCAAGAGCUACGAGGACGUGCCGGCCAACGAUGAGGCUGCCCUCAUGAAGGCGGUGGCCAAGCAGCCUGUGUCGGUGGCAGUGGAUGGAGGAGACAUGACAUUUCAGUUCUACUCUGGCGGUGUGAUGACUGGCUCAUGCGGCACUGACUUGGACCAUGGGAUUGCAGCCAUUGGUUAUGGACAGACAAGUGAUGGCACAAAAUAUUGGCUGAUGAAGAACUCAUGGGGCACAACAUGGGGUGAAAACGGUUACUUGAGAAUGGAGAAGGACAUUUCGGACAAGAAGGGCAUGUGUGGCCUCGCCAUGGAGCCUUCCUACCCAAUCGAGUAG